GUCGUCCUCCACUCCUCCGGCGGCAAGCAUUCAAUAACUUCGCGUUCUCUAGUCGUGCACGCCGGCCCCAUAUCUUCCUCUGGUUCUCACACGACUACUCCCAAUUCAUAACUAGUUACGAGCACUGUCCUCGACAUGCCUGUGGACAGAACCAGACAGAGGUACAACGCCAAAGCCCGUCAGUCCACAGUUGGUGGCUCAUCACAUAAGAAGAAAGGAAAGCGCAAGGCAAAGGACACGCAGGAUCAUGACGUGCAGGAGGAGAACCCCAAUGCAGAGAUCGUCGUGCCCAAGAGCUCUGAGCAGAAGGAGCUUGACCGCAAGGAAAAGCUGAGGCAAGAGCUGUUUGAUCAGCAGAAUUCGAAAGCGAGCAGUAAGAAGAAGAAGAGACUCGAGAAGUACAUCGACAAAAAACUCAAGCAAGAUGAGCGUGUAGAGAUAUUUGAAAAGCUAUCUAAGAGUCAAGCGCAACUGUCAACCACGCUCCAAUUGCAGUCCUCUGCUACUCUAGGCACGGGCAAGGCAUCCACGCACAAGGACAUGCUCGACAAACAGGAAGACAAAGAGGUUCGACGGGCUUUGGACGGCAUGACGCGCAAAGGCAAACGCGGGCAGGGAAAACAGAACAUCCUUACCUCAUACGACGCCGAGUCUGAAGGAGAGGACAGCAUGCGGGUGGAUGGCGAGCCGGCUAAUCAGGACACAGAGGGCGAUGUCGGGACCUCGAGGGCGAACCCAGUCGUGAUUGUAGACUCUGGGUUCUCGACAGCCAAGUUGUCCCCGGGCGAGACCCCUGCAGCUGUCGCCCAUGCGGUGCAGGUGGGCUCCGCACUCAAGCGAACCGCGGAUGGCUCCGCCGUUGCACCGAAGAUCUCGAAGAGAAAGCCGAAAGGCUCUAAGACCGCUUUCGCGUCAUGGAAGACCAAGGGAUCCGUGCCUGAAGCUACCAACGACGAUUCGGACACCUCCUUCGACAGUUCCGACUCCGCGUACGACCCAAACGAAAGCGACGAUGGCGAAGAUGUGCAAAGUCAGGCUGACGGAGAUCAAGACGGUGCCUCGGAAUGGUCAGGCAUCCACGACUCCGCCGAGUCAUCAGGCGCAGAGGAGAACGACCCAGAAGGCGACGCGUCUCAGUCCGAUGGCGAGGACUCUGGCGAUGGCAGUACCGCCGAUGCAUCGCAAGAGGAACCUGCCCCGCCUGCGAAACGCAAACUCGGCUUCAAGGAAUGGGCCUUACAACAACUCAGCAGUGUAAAGGACUACGUCGCGCCCGUAGCUGCACCUUCCGAGUCCGCAACCCUGCCAACCACACCCGACACCGAUUCGUUACCACCGCCCGCCAAGAAACGCAAAACCGGGCCUCCACCGACGGACGGUCUCCUCCGCGGCCCACUCGGCGAGAACCUACAACUCCCCGCGACUACCUUCUCCAAGGCCGUGCAGCAAUCUGCUGAGGUGUCGAAGGAGCGCGGGAGUGCGUUGCCGCGGAAGGUCGUGGAGGUGACGCGGGCGCCGGAGGUGCAGGAGAGCAGGCUCAUGCUCCCGAUCGUGGCGGAGGAGCAGCCGAUCAUGGAGGCGAUCUUGUUGAAUAGCGUGGUCGUGAUCUGUGGAGAGACGGGUAGCGGGAAGACGACGCAGGUGCCGCAGUUCUUGUAUGAAGCUGGGUUUGGGUCGCCCGGGAGUGAUAACCCAGGCAUGAUCGGUGUCACUCAGCCCCGUCGAGUCGCCGCGAUGUCCAUGGCGUCACGCGUCGCACACGAACUCGCGCUGCCGCCCUCGCGCGUGUCGUACCAGAUCCGGUACGACGCCACGGUCGCGCCGACCACGUCCGUCAAGUUCAUGACGGACGGUGUCCUCCUGCGUGAGCUCGCGGCGGACUUCCUGCUCAGGAAGUACUCGGUCAUCAUCAUUGAUGAGGCGCACGAGCGGAGCAUGAACACGGACAUCCUCAUAGGCGUGCUGAGUCGCGUGGUCAAGCUCAGGGAGGAAAUGUGGAGGGAAGGUAAGGACGGCGCCAAGCCCCUGCGGUUGAUCAUCAUGUCCGCUACCCUCCGUGUUUCCGACUUCGCCGAGAACAAGACCCUCUUCUCCACGCCCCCUCCUAUCAUCCACAUCCCCGCACGCCAGCACCCCGUCACAGUGCACUUCAGCCGACGCACCGCGUCCGACUAUGUCUCGGAGGCCGUCAAGAAGGCCAGCAAGAUCCACGCGCGUCUCCCGCCCGGCGGGAUCCUCAUCUUCUUGACGGGCCAGAACGAGAUAUCAGGUGUCUGCAGGAAGCUGGAGGCGCGGUACGGCGCGAAUGCCUUGGAAGCGCGGAGGAAGAUGAGGGCAGCGAAGGCGAGGACGCAGGAGCGAGAGCCGCGGGAGGAGGGCUUUAAGAGCACCGUGGUGGCACCUGCACAAGCCGACGUCGAGGCGGAAGAUCUUGACCUCGGAGAACAAGAAGCUCUGGCUCUCGACGUAGAUGGUGAAGGCGGUCCUAUCGACGACGAUCCAGAGGCGCUCGAUAGCGACGACGACGAAGAUGAGAAGUUGGGCAUAGACACGGAAGAGUCUGACGUACCCAUGCACAUUGUCCCGUUGUAUGCGUUGCUCCCCAGCGAAAAGCAGAUGCAGGUCUUCAAACCACCACCUCCAGGACAUCGCCUCGUCGUGGUCUCCACGAACGUCGCGGAGACAUCCCUGACUAUCCCUGACAUACGAUACGUUGUAGACAGUGGAAGGGCCAAGGAGAGACGAUACGACGUGGCGAACGGAGUACAAGCGUUCCAAGUAAGCUGGAUCUCGAAGGCAUCCGCUGCCCAGCGAGCAGGUCGUGCGGGCCGAACGGGGCCUGGCCACUGCUACCGUCUCUACUCCUCGGCACUGUUCGAACACUACUUCGAGCAAUUCGCGCAACCCGAGAUCCUGCGUGUGCCCAUCGAAGGUGUAGUGCUGCAGAUGAAGAGCAUGAACAUCGACGCUGUGGUCAACUUCCCCUUCCCGACGCCUCCGGAUCGGACUAGCCUGCGCAAGGCAGAAACCGUGCUGACCUACCUUGGCGCGCUCGCACCGCCGCCGGGAGGUUCACUGAUCUUAGGAGGGGGCGUUACUGAGAUUGGGAAGGCGAUGUCGCUGUUCCCUCUGUCGCCGCGGUACUCGAGAAUGUUAGUCAGUGGACGGCAGCACGGAUGCCUCCCGUAUGUCAUUACGGUCGUCUCUAUCUUGUCGGUUGGCGAUCCCUUCCUGCGCGAAGAAGUUGUGGGGAACGCCGGGGACGAAUCUGAGGAUGAAGCUGAUGAGGAGUUGUCGCAUCUCACCAGCGAGGCGGCCAAAGCGAAGGAGGCGCGCCGCUUGCGCCGACGGGCGUACUUCCGGUCACAGCAGACUCAUACAUCCCUUGGGAACUCGAGUAGCGAUGUCUUCAAGAUGUUGUCCGUCGUAGGUGCUUAUGAGUACGCUGGUGGUGGCCAUUCGUUCUGCUCCGAGCAUUUCGUAAGACCCAAGGCAAUGGAGGAGAUACACAAGCUUCGUGCUCAAAUUAGCAGCAUUGUCCAGACAAACUUCCCUGAGCUGGAGACCGGAUUCGUAGCGAACCUCAAGCCGCCAAGUGCGCUUCAGCUCAAGGUGCUCCGGCAGCUACUCACUGCCGGGUUCAUCGACCAGGUCGCUGUCCGCAAAGAUCUAAUGGACAAAGGCUCUGCCUCUGGAGACAAGUUCACAACGUCGAAGGGUGUUCCAUACCGAGCCAUGGGCAUCGCUGACGAUGUCUAUAUUCAUCCAUCUUCGGUGUUGUACAGCAACUCCCCACCAGACUACGUCGUCUUCCUUGAAGUAGUUCAGACGAGUCGCAUCUGGAUGAAGGGUCUAACGGUGGUCAACGGUGCUUGGCUAUCCAGUUUGGGCAAGUCACUCUGCACAUUUUCUAAACCUAUCAAGACAAAAGAUGGGCGCACUGUGGUCAUCCCACACUUCGGACCCGCAGGAUGGGAGUUACCUCCGAUUGAGUCUCAUUAAUAUUAUGUCUAAUUGUGAUACGGUGCUAUACGGAUUGAACGGAGACAUCAUGCGACGAUAGCGAUAAUAAGUUAAUGCGCCGGAGAACCCGAGUGAUUAAUGCAGUGGUAGAUGGGUGAGUCUAUGCAAGAUGAAGAUGAUGUGAAUAGUAUAUCACGAGACGUCAGGUCUAUGGACCGCGCUGUGACUACGUCAGUCCUCGCCGAGUCAAGGUUCGCAAGGUCGCUCACUUUGUUUCUGGGUAUGAACAGAC
Molecule: messenger RNA, 4255 nt
Organism: Rhodofomes roseus
Lineage: Eukaryota; Fungi; Basidiomycota; Agaricomycetes; Polyporales; Fomitopsidaceae
Product: P-loop containing nucleoside triphosphate hydrolase protein
Exons: 14
Coding region: 136-4002 (1288 amino acids)
Biological process (GO): maturation of SSU-rRNA from tricistronic rRNA transcript (SSU-rRNA, 5.8S rRNA, LSU-rRNA)
Cellular component (GO): intracellular anatomical structure; nucleolus
Molecular function (GO): ATP binding; RNA binding
Source: RefSeq, a predicted model, not a curated record